AUGGCCUCCUCCUAUGCAGAAAACAACGACCUGGCCUCUCCACCAAGCCUGAUGUCGCUCAUGAUGGGAUAUACCCCUUCCCCUCGGGCUGCUGUUUUAUCACCUCUACCAGUCACAGAAAACAGAACCGCCUCGUCGUCCAUCACGCUCGAACCACCGCCACCACCGACUGUCACGUCUGAGUCAAGAAAUAGUAUUACCAGCACCAAAACUUCAACGGCAAGGCAGGAGGAGGCAACACAGGUCAGGAUUCUAAAGAGGGAGAGCAUACAGAUUGAGAUUCAGCAACCUCCUACGGCACAUUUUGACAAGCAUACUUCUGAUGAGCCUGGCUUGAGAGGGAAGAAGGCUGUUACGAUUUUCAGCCCUGCUCGUUCACAUCAGGAUGUGGGUGGUGAGAAGGAGAGUUUGGCGUUGGAGGAGAAAGUAGGGGCCGUCAAAAAGGGGAGAGGGAGGAAAAGGGGUUGUGGAGGGUGCUGGGGCUUUUGGUAG
Podospora pseudopauciseta is the source of this 492-nucleotide messenger RNA. RefSeq lists its product as uncharacterized. The coding region runs from base 1 to 492 and encodes 163 amino acids. The transcript has a single exon. The record is from RefSeq and is a predicted model, not a curated record. NCBI's taxonomy places the organism in Eukaryota, Fungi, Ascomycota, Sordariomycetes, Sordariales, Podosporaceae.